AUCUUUCAGCGAAUUCUGAUCAGAGUUCCUGAACGCUCAGAAUCUACUCCGAGUUUAUCAACGAGUUCAAUCUGGAUUAACGGGAGAACUCAAGCAGUUAUUCCUCUGACAUUAAACAACUAAACUACCCAUCAUUAGACGGUCAUUACCACUGAUUAUCAUCAUCUUUUCAUCAGCAGCAGAGUUUGGAUAAAAGCGGAUCAUAAUCUACAGACAUGUCGAAUCUGUGUGGCUUCGCUGACGCGAGGCCUUUGAUGUCCCAGCGCUCUCUGCCCGGCACACCAGUCACCCACAAACACCUGCCUAUCGACCUGCGCACAUCCAUGGACGGCAAAUACAAGGAGAUCGCUGAGGAGCUGCUGGCGAGGAGUCUAACGGACAGCGACAUGCGUUGUGCUCCGUACGAGUUUCCUGAAGAGAGUCCUAUUGAACAGCUGGAGGAGAAACGCCACCGUCUGGAGCGACAGAUCAGUCAAGACGUCAAGCUUGAGCCUGAGAUUCUGCUGCGGGCGAAACAAGACUUCAUGAAAAUAGACAGCGCCACAGACCUGGAGUAUCUGAAGGACAGUCAUGUGGACCAGCUGUACAUGCAUCAUAUGGAGACACUUGUGGAGAAAAACUUCCAGCGCGUGUCCAUCUCAGGAGAGGAGAAGUGUGGGGUGCCCUUCACGGAUCUGGUGGACGCAGCGAAGUGUGUCGUGAAGGCCUUGUUCAUCAGAGAGAAGUACAUGGUUCAGUCUCUGCAGACCUUCUAUAAAACCACGGGACGAUCCCUGCAGGAGCUGAGCCAGAGACCGCUGGACGACGACAUGUACAAGGACCUUCACGAGAGUCCCGGAGACUCAGACAUGUCCGUUCACGCGCCGGUGUCAGAAACACACCCAUACGAGGGACAGGACAUGAAGAACCUGCCACCGGACGCCGGAUACAGCUGCAAGAUGGUGGACGGGGUCAUUCACGUCUACACCGCACAGAGCCCCAUGGACAAGAGCACCGAGCUGGACCUGCCGUAUCCAGACCUGCAGGAGUACAUCGCCGACAUGAACGUGAUGAUGGCGCUCAUCAUCAACGGCCCUGUGAAGUCGUUCUGCUAUCGGCGGCUGCAGUAUCUGAGCUCUAAGUUUCAGAUGCACGUCCUGCUGAACGAGAUGAAGGAGCUCGCCGCGCAGAAGAAGGUGCCGCACAGAGACUUCUACAACAUACGCAAGGUGGACACGCACAUCCACGCCUCGUCCUGCAUGAACCAGAAGCACCUGCUGCGCUUCAUCAAGAGCUCGGUGAAGAAGUACCCGGACGAGAUCGUGCGAGUGCAGGACGGCCGAGGACAGACCAUGAUGGAGGUGUUCGAGAACAUGAACCUGACGGCGUACGACCUGAGCGUGGACACGCUGGAGAUGCACGCGGACAGGAACACCUUCCACCGCUUCGACAAGUUCAACUCUAAAUACAACCCCAUCGGAGAGUCCAUCUUCAGAGAGAUCUUCAUCAAGACGGACAACCACAUCCAGGGGAAGUACUUCGGACACAUCGUCAAGGAAGUGAUGUCAGACCUGGAGGAGAGCAAGUAUCAGAACGCUGAGCUGCGUCUGUCCAUCUACGGCCGAUCCAUGGACGAGUGGGACAAACUGGCUCUGUGGGCCAUCUCUCACUCCGUCUACUCCGACAACGUGCGCUGGCUCGUGCAGAUCCCACGACUCUUUGAUGUUUACCGCACUAAGCAGCAUCUGAGUAACUUCCAGCAGAUGCUGGAGAACAUCUUCCUGCCGCUGUUCGAGGUCACCAUCAAUCCCAGCAGCCACCCGCAGCUGCACCUGUUCCUGCAGCACGUGGUGGGAUUCGACAGCGUGGACGACGAGUCCAAACCGGAGAGUCACGUCUUCAACCUGGACAGUCCGUCUCCGGCGCGCUGGUGUGACGACGACAACCCGCCGUACUCGUACUACCUGUACUACAUGUACGUCAACAUGACCGUGCUCAACCACCUGCGCAGGAGGCGGGGCUUCAACACCUUCGUGCUGCGACCUCACUGCGGGGAGGCGGGGCCUAUCCAUCACCUGGUGUCCGGAUUCAUGCUGUCGGAAAACAUCUCGCACGGACUGCUGCUCAGGAAGGCUCCGGUCCUGCAGUAUCUGUAUUAUCUGGCUCAGGUGGGCAUCGCCAUGUCUCCGCUCAGCAACAACAGUCUGUUUCUGAGUUACCAUCGCAACCCUCUGCCCGAGUAUCUGUCCCGCGGCCUGAUGGUGUCUCUGUCCACCGACGACCCGCUGCAGUUCCACUUCACUAAGGAGCCUCUGAUGGAGGAGUACAGCAUCGCCGCUCAGGUGUGGAAACUGAGCUCAUGUGACAUGUGUGAACUCGCCAGAAACAGUGUGUUAAUGAGCGGCUUCUCACACAAGAGUAAGAGUCAUUGGCUGGGUCCUGAUUACACUAAAGAGGGUCCCGUCAGUAAUGACAUCUGGCGCACAAACGUCCCAGACAUCCGUGUGGGGUAUCGAUACGAGACUCUGUGUGAAGAGCUGCACCUGAUCACGCAGGCCAUCCGAACACAGGAGCUGGACAGAAUCGAGGAGGAGGAGGGGCUGUCAUUCACGUCCAGCCAAUCAACAAACUAGAGAUGAGCCCUGACCCCACCCACACACCACCUGUCCAAUCAACACACUCAAGAUCUGAUCUGACCCCGCCCACACACCACCUGUCCAAUCAACACACUCGAGAUCUGAUCCUCCUACAUUCCACCUGUCCAAUCAACACGCUUGAGAUCUGAUCUGACCCCGCCCACACACCACCUGUCCAAUCAACACGCUCGAGAAAUGAUCCGCCUACAUUCCAAUUGUCCAAUCAACACGCUCAAGAUAAGAUCUGACCCCACCCACACACCACCUGUCCAAUCAACACGCUCGAGAAAUGAUCCGCCUACAUUCCAAUUGUCCAAUCAACACUCUCAAGAUAAGAUCUGACCCCACCCACACACCACCUGUCCAAUCAACACGCUCGAGAUCUGAUCUGACCCCGCCCACACACCACCUGUCCAAUCAACACGCUCGAGAUCUGAUCUGACCCCGCCCACACACCACCUGUCCAAUCAACACGCUCGAGAUGUGAUCCGCCUACAUUCCAAUUGUCCAAUCAACACCCUCAAGAUAAGAUCUGAUCUGACCCCGCCCACAUAUCGCCUGUCCAAUCAACACCAUGAGAUCUGAUCUGACCCCACUCACACACCACCUGUCCAAUCAACACGCUCGAGAUCUGAUCUGACCCGCCUACAUUCCACUUGUCCAAUCAAAACGCUUAAGAUGUGGUCUGACCCCGCCCACAUGUCGUCUGUCCAAUCAACACACUCAAGAUCUGAUCUGACCCCGCCCACACACCACCUGUCCAAUCAACACGCUUGAGAUCUGAUCUGACCCCACCCACACACGACCUGUCGAAUCAACACACUCAAGAUCUGAUCUGACCCCGCCCACACACCACCUGUUGAAUCCACACACUCAAGAUCUGAUCUGACCCCGCCCACACACGACCUUUUGAAUCAACACACUCAAGAUCUUAUAUCACCUGUCCAAUCAACAUGCUUGAGAUCUGAUCUGACCCCACCCACACACCACCUGUCCAAUCAACACGCUUGAGAUCUGAUCUGACCCCACCCACACACCACCUGCCCAAUCAACACGCUUGAGAUCUGAUCUGACCCCACCCACACACCACCUGCCCAAUCAACACGCUUGAGAUCUGAUCUGACCUGCCUACAUCUCACUUGUCCAAUCAAAUCGCUCAAGAUGUGAUCUGACCCCGCCCACAUAUCUCCUAUUCACUCAGCAAGCUCAAGAUUAGAUCUGACCCCGCCCACACACCACCUGUCCUUCCUUUCCUCUCAUGUUGCUGCAUGUUUAGAGACGUUUUAGCCAUGCAUCGCUAUUGUACGACGUUACACCUCCAUCAGGACGUCACGCUCCCGCACGUGCCUUUUACUGUAGAGACUUUUAUUUUGAAGGCUUUAUUUGAUGUGUCUGUGAUUAAAAAACCUAAUCCUAACUACAAUUAUUAACUUGAAAAUCUAAAUGUAAAACUAAACUGAAAUAAUUCAAGUUUUUUUUUAAUACUAUAUUAACACCAGUUAAUAUAAAAAACAAUCAUAUCAAUAUUAUGAUAGUAAUAUAUUUUAAAUUAUAGAUUUUAAUAUAUUGAUAAUAAUAUUAUUAUAAAUAUAGUUAGUUUUAAAAUGUUUCUGUAAAAAAGACCUAAAAACUAUAGUUCUAUUUUACAUUAAUAUUUAGUUUUUACCAUUAAAGUUGAAAACUAAAUAUAAUUUACACCAUUAUACAUAUUAAUAUCCAUAAUGAUAUAAAGUCUAUAUUAUUAAAUUGUAAUAUUAAUUAUAAUAUGUUUUCAACAUUAAUAUGUUAAAAUCGAUAAGUAAUAAUGCUAUUCAUAUAGUAUUAUAAAUAAAAUGAUUAUAUAUGCUAUUAUAUGAAUAGUAGCACCCCCCCCCCCCACCCCUUAUGUCUUUUGCUUUAGCUACUGUUUGACGGUUUAUUUUGGGAUUAGAAUUCACUGUGAACACAUCUUUCAAUCUUUUGUUCAUUUAUCCGUUAUAUUUUCUCGUCAUUUUAAAGGGUUUAUGUUGUCUGAAGGCUGAACUGUUCAGAAGUGAAUGUGCUCCAGUCCUGCAGGAGGCGCAGUUGAGACAAAACCUCUGUUUGUUUUACUAAUAUUAAACCUACUGAACUCACCAAACCUUCCGUUUCUGUGAUGUUUACAAAGUAGUUUAUUUAACAUAUCUUAUACGCUCGACAUUGAUGUUAGUUUUGAGUUUGUAGCAUUUUCCGAUCCAGCAUGUGUUCGGUAGAUUGAGUUGACGCUAUACUGACUGUUAAUCGCCAUACAGUAUCUUGACACUGAACUAAUAAAUAACACCAAACGUGACUCAAAAAAAGCCUAAUUUAUAGAAACUAGCACAUAAAUCCAGAGCAGAGCAUGACGCACAACAUGCUAGAAAGCAAGUGAUAAUGAAUAGCUGUACGAAAUGUAUCUAUUUUUUGUGAGAAUGAGUGUUUUGUUGAUUUUAAUAAAGCAUGUGUUUAAUCUCA
This is a messenger RNA of Carassius gibelio (silver crucian carp), 5087 nucleotides long. Its product is annotated as AMP deaminase 2. Gene Ontology annotation, molecular function: AMP deaminase activity. The coding region runs from base 216 to 2612 and encodes 798 amino acids. Gene Ontology annotation, cellular component: cytosol. Gene Ontology annotation, biological process: AMP metabolic process; IMP salvage. The record is from RefSeq and is a predicted model, not a curated record. The transcript is spliced from 18 exons. Lineage: Eukaryota; Metazoa; Chordata; Actinopteri; Cypriniformes; Cyprinidae.